Molecule: messenger RNA, 1059 nt
Organism: Saccharomyces paradoxus
Lineage: Eukaryota; Fungi; Ascomycota; Saccharomycetes; Saccharomycetales; Saccharomycetaceae
Gene: ERG20
Product: bifunctional (2E,6E)-farnesyl diphosphate synthase/dimethylallyltranstransferase
Exons: 1
Coding region: 1-1059 (352 amino acids)
Biological process (GO): trans, trans-farnesyl diphosphate biosynthetic process
Cellular component (GO): cytoplasm
Molecular function (GO): dimethylallyltranstransferase activity; (2E,6E)-farnesyl diphosphate synthase activity
Source: RefSeq, a predicted model, not a curated record
AUGGCUUCGGAAAAAGAAAUUAGAAGAGAGAGAUUCUUAAACGUUUUCCCUAAAUUAGUGGAGGAAUUGAACGCAUCGCUUUUGGCUUAUGGUAUGCCCAAGGAAGCAUGUGACUGGUACGCUCACUCUUUGAACUACAACACUCCAGGCGGCAAAUUAAAUAGAGGUUUAUCCGUUGUGGACACGUAUGCCAUUCUCUCCAACAAGACUGUUGAACAAUUGGGACAAGAAGAAUACGAAAAGGUUGCCAUUCUGGGUUGGUGCAUUGAGUUGUUACAAGCUUACUUCUUGGUCGCCGAUGAUAUGAUGGACAAGUCCAUUACCAGAAGAGGCCAACCAUGUUGGUACAAGGUCCCUGAAGUUGGGGAAAUUGCUAUCAAUGAUGCAUUCAUGUUAGAGGCUGCCAUCUACAAACUUUUGAAAUCUCACUUCAGAAACGAAAAAUACUACAUAGAUAUCACCGAAUUGUUCCAUGAAGUCACCUUCCAGACCGAAUUGGGCCAAUUGAUGGACUUAAUCACUGCGCCUGAAGACAAAGUCGACUUGAGCAAGUUCUCUCUAAAGAGGCACUCCUUCAUAGUUACUUUCAAGACCGCUUACUAUUCUUUCUAUUUGCCUGUUGCCUUGGCUAUGUACGUUGCCGGUGUGACCGAUGAAAAGGACUUGAAACAAGCCAAGGAUGUCUUGAUUCCAUUGGGUGAAUACUUCCAAAUUCAAGAUGACUACUUGGACUGUUUCGGUACCCCAGAACAAAUCGGUAAGAUCGGUACAGAUAUCCAAGAUAACAAAUGUUCUUGGAUUAUCAACAAGGCGCUAGAACUUGCUUCAGCCGAACAAAGAAAGAUUUUGGACGAAAAUUACGGUAAAAAGGACUCAAGCGCAGAAGCCAAAUGUAAAAAGAUUUUCAAUGACUUGAAAAUCGACCAGUUAUACCACGAAUAUGAAGAGUCUGUUGCCAAGGAUUUGAAGGCCAAGAUCUCCCAAGUCGACGAGUCUCGUGGCUUCAAAGCCGACGUCUUAACUGCGUUUUUGAACAAGGUUUACAAGAGAAGUAAAUAA